UCAUUCCGCUGAUAGCCUCGUGAGGCAACGGUAACUGGUUUUGCGCGACCGCGAGCGACGCGCGGCAUGUGAAUGCGGAAAGGCGAAUGCGAGAUUCGGCGGAAACUGCGAAUCUUUCCGGGCGCUGCGAGCCAUGACUUCCGGGGAGUGGGACCUGCGGGCGCUGAAGGCGCUCGAGGAGGAGGAGCAGCGCGAGUUCCUGGCCCUCAGCCAGAGGAAUCUGUUUGAGCCAUCUGAUGUCGGUGCCAGUGCCAGUGCCGGUGUCGGUGCCAGCGCCAAGCCAGCCCUGACCUACGCCCAGCUGCAUCCACAUCUGCUCAAGCUCCCCACCAUCGACGAGUGUCAGCUGAUUGCCGCCAAGCAGCAGUCCGGUGGACGACACGGUAGCCUGGCCGGACUACGCUUCACGCGCGCCCUCUCCCUCUCCGCGCACUCGCUGUCCCCAAGGGGCGGAGGCGGGGGCUUCGGCAAGAAACUGAGAGCACGCCUCGUUGGCGCCAAAUCCAGCGGAUCUCUAUCGCCCUCGCGCCACUCCCACAGUUACAGUGUAUCGCCAGUCUACACCCCGCCCCCCAUGCGUCGCUGUGCCACGCUGCAUCACACUCAGCCGGUACGGAAGACGUUCAAGAACCUGCAACAGCUGCAGGACCGCAAGCGGCAGGCCAACCAGAGCGCAACGCCUCCCCUGGCGUUGCCAGGCCAGCUGCAGCGGAUUGCGGGCACGGGCAAGACCUACUGGAAGUACGGAGCCAACUCCACGGCCGCCUCCAUAAUCGGGCAGCGCACUCGACGCCAGCAACAGCACGGUACGGAGCCUCCUGUCGAGUCGAACGCCGCCUCGGAUCUCGAUCUCAAUACGGAACAGCUGGAGUCGGAUGUUCUUGACAGUGCCACAGAGACGGGCUCCUGCAGCGUGCCCCUGCCAGCGGCGGACUCCAACGAGAUGCUUCGGCUGAUGCUGAGCGCUGCGAGUUCGGCGGUAACAGUGACUCCCACGGCCGCAGCAGCAGCAGCAGCAACUGGUGGCCCAGCCCCAGUAGCAGCUCCGCUCAGGCGAUACCAGCCUAUCGGCGACGUUGAGGAGGAAACUGUUGCUUACGAAGCUUUCCACAAGCCCAAAAGCUUCGAGCGUGGCGCGCUUAUACGCGGUGGCAGCCUAACAGUGGAAGAGAGCAACAGCAACAGUCCCCGCAACAGCCCGGGCCGAGCAAUGCAAUCCACACUGGCAGGCGGACUGGUAGGCAGCCGUAGGAUAUUCAAGUCCGCCUCCCUCGACUGGCCGGGCGAACCCCAGACACACCCACAGGUACAGCAACAGAUUAACGGCCUGACCACAAAUCCGCUCGAGAUUGUGGACCAGCAGACAAUGGAGGCUCGUUACAAGCAGCGGGAGUGGGAGCACAUCCACCACCAUCACCAGCACCAGCACCAGCUAGACGCCUCUCUCGGCCUCGGCCUCGGUGUGGGUCUGCCGGGGGGCAACACUAUAAUGGACGAUGAGCUGGAGCAGCACAUCAAGCACUGUUCGUGCUCCUGCAAUCACAUGGGCUAUGGCAACUCGAUGGACUAUCAGACAACUGGCUUUGGGGGCCUCCCAGACGUCACCGAACACUCGAACAUCCGCCGUACUCUAUCCCGCCAGAACUCCAUUUCCAACAGCGACUCCGGCGGAGAGAUUGCCAGCAUACAGAAGUCUAAGGUGAACUUUGGCAGCGGACUGGCGGGCGGCGUUGUGGUCGGCGGCGACAUCGUGGGCCUGGACGCCAAAUCACCCACGUCGCUGAGCUCGUCGGCAGGAGCGGCCGGCUCCGGAAAGGCCAAGGGCAAGGCUGCACGCAAGACCAGCGCCGGAGCGGAUGCGGCCCACAAGGGACGGCGCGGAUCGUGGCUGGUGGCCCUCACUCUGGUCAGCGCCAUCUGCCUGCUGGCCAUUGCGGCCACGCUCGCCUACCAGCACUUCUUCACGGCGCCCAGCCGCAACUCGCACGCCCAAAGACUGAGGAUCGUCCGCCGCAUUCUGCGUGACGUGCCACUCGUCGAUGGCCACAACAACUACGCCUGGAACGUGCGCAAGUACGCUCACAGCAGCCUGGAGCUCCACCUUAGCCACGACCUCGACCAUAAGUCCCUGUGGGCCCGGCCGGCCUGGGCACAGACCGACAUGGAGCGGCUCAAGCAGGGUCUCGUCAGCGUUCAAGUUUGGUCGGCGUACGUGCCGUGCGAGGCACAGGGCUUGGACGCCGUCCAGCUGGCACUGGAGCAAAUCGACAUCGUGCGGCGCCUUUCGGACAUGUACGCGCGUGAGACGGUACUGGCGACCUCCUCGCAGGACAUUGUGGAGGCGCACCGCCGCGGUCUGCUGGCCUCGCUGAUCGGUGUGGAGGGGGGACACACGAUUGGCUCCUCGCUGGGUGUGCUGCGCUCCUUCUACUCGCUGGGCGCACGCUACCUGAGCCUGACGCACCGCUGCGACGUUUCCUGGGCCGGAUCCAGUGCCUCACCCAUGGAGCAGGGCCUUACGCCCUUUGGCAAGGCAAUCGUGCGCGAAAUGAACCGUCUGGGCAUGAUGAUCGACCUCUCGCACAGUUCGGACGCCACAGCCAGGGACGUGUUGCAGGUGACACGGGCGCCCGUCAUCUUCUCGCACUCUGCAGCGCGCCAGCUGUGCAAUUCGACGCGUAACGUGCCCGACGAUAUCCUGCGGCUGGUGGCCGAGAACGGUGGCCUCAUCAUGCUCAGCUUCGACUCGGAGGACGUGGCCUGCGGCCGACAGGCUCGGCUCCAGGACGUCAUCGAACACAUCAAGUAUGUGCGGGCCAUUGCCGGCAUACAGCACAUUGGCCUCGGAGCGGGCUACGACGGUAUUGAGCUGCCGCCUUUGGGCCUGGAGGAUGUCUCCAAGUACCCGGAACUCCUGGCCGCCCUGCUCGAGGACCACAACUGGAGCGAAGAGGACGUGGCCAUGCUAGCCGGCCGCAACUUUCUCCGCAUCAUGGAGACCGUGGAGACAGUGCGCGACUACUGGAAGCGGGCCGCCAUCCAGCCCAUCGAGCAGACAGAGCCCCAGCCCAAGACGCAGUGCACGUACAUGUCGUCGUGACCGCAGGCGCAGGCGCGGGCGGUAAGGACACGACGCGACGAUUCGCCAUCAGAGCGGGUCAAUCGCACCUCGGCGACGCUGUCAGGAAUCCAGUUCUGGCGGCAGGCAGAAGCACCAUCGAAUCGCACGGAGGCCACUCCCACGAACCGCAUGAUCCUCGCGGCCACGGCGACCACCUUCACAGUCAGCGGACUGCUGCAGUGAGCUCCGAAUGGGGGCAUCUAUUGGCUUGGGUUGCGAGGCAGAAUGAACAGGCUGAAAGGUGCUGGUUGACUGUUCGACUCGACUGUUGCUCUUCUACGAAUGGGAUCGAACAAUAUUCGGAAAUCACAUGGUGAUGAUGGGGCGCUCACAGAGGCAGAGUUUGUAACACAAAACUAAAAUUUUACAAUACCCGAAUAAAUAUGCGUGUCUGAACCCUAUUCUGGAAUCGUAGAACUGUCGUGGCAGCCCUCGUGCAUAAUUUAGUGUGUACUCGUAAUUUUUUUUUUCAUAGGACGCAUUAAUAGGCGUAUUAAUAAAUAAUUAUAAUAAAUGUACUAGUAUUUAACCCAUAGUUGUUUGCAGCUCUUCUUAUUGGUGUAGUUGCUCUGCAUAAUUCAUGCACGGCCGGAUACUUAUUGAUGUUGCUGGGCCACGGGACGUAUGCGCGAUACAGCUGCAAAGCGAGAACCGCAAACCAAAUAUCUUUGUACGCUUGUCUGUGACUGUAUUAUAGUUGUACUAUAUGCACGUACAUGUGUACUCGUAUCAGCAUCAAUGAUUCAUGCUAAUUAUCGCAAUUAAACGCAAAUAUAUUUAAUCACCAAUAUCGAACGGACAGAGCCCAAGAAUUAACUAUAAAUCACGAUUCAAUUGCAACAAUUCCAACCACCCACACUUAGAUUUAAGCCCUGGAGCCGGACACUGGACACCGGAAUCCACAGCCACGCGGCUCGCCCUGCAUCCAGGGGUAAUAAGAAAGGCGGUUUAGCAUCCGGAUCGCAUUGAAAUAAUUCUUCUAUAUCUCUGUGUUAAGUAAGCGUAAAGCCAAACGAAAAAUCAAAAACAGAACACAAUGUUGUGCACGUUGGCACACAUAUUCGGAAACACAUAAUAACUAUAUACAUAUAUACUGAAAUAAAUAUAACUAUAAAUAUAAAUAUAAACUCAAGCAGACGCAGAAGCAAUGCGAAUAAUCGAAUAGAGAGACACGACACGCAUUUCCAUAAAAAUAAAUCGAAAGCAAAAUUAUC
Molecule: messenger RNA, 4335 nt
Organism: Drosophila pseudoobscura
Lineage: Eukaryota; Metazoa; Arthropoda; Insecta; Diptera; Drosophilidae
Exons: 3
Coding region: 134-3100 (988 amino acids)
Biological process (GO): proteolysis
Molecular function (GO): metallodipeptidase activity
Source: RefSeq, a predicted model, not a curated record